CACUCCCACCCCCCUUACACACUACAUAAAAGCCCAGAGAUAGUGGGUGCAUACCUACAGUUGAUCCUCCACAGCCUGCCACAGGGACAAAUCUCACUCAGGGGGGUUCAUAAGGGAGCUAACAGCCUUUCACAACCAUAAGAGGCUGCUGAACCGGACCGGACAGGACAGGACGCCUGACAUCCUCUCACUGCUCUGCCCUUUCUUCCCGAGUCUACACAAGUGAGAACUUUUUAGCAUCUGAUCCAGGAGCAGCACCACGGCCACCUCCACCACCACCACCACCACCUCCACCUCCACCAUCACCACCACCACCACCUCCACCACUCUGGAACUUCUCAUUUCUCAUCUCUCAAGUCGGAUAACAUCUACAGAACCGAAUCGAAUCUGAGCACCUCCAGUCAUCAAUGAGUGGGACCAACUCCUCUGCCUACCGGUCCGAGCGUAGCGUCCACCAGACCUCCACCACCUCCUCUUCCUCUUCCACCACCAACCCCUACAUGGAGAAGGGCCGAGGCAUCUUCACCGAUGACUUUGGGUCUUUCAUGAGGCCGGGUCAGGAUGCGCUGGGUUUCCCCAGUCUUUCGGGGUCGUCUGGAAACAUCAAAACACUGGGAGACACGUACGAGUUCUCAGUCGAUGUCCGCGACUUCUCGCCCGAAGACGUGAUUGUCACCACCUCCAACAAUCAGAUUGAAGUCCGUGCCGAGAAGCUGGCGUCGGACGGCUCUGUGAUGAACACAUUCACCCACAAGUGCCAACUGCCGGAGGAUGUGGAUCCCACGUCUGUGAUGACGUCCCUGGAGGCGGACGGGGCACUAACCAUCCGGGCACGCAGACACCCCAACAAACUGGAGCACGCACAGACCUUCCGCACCGAAAUCAAGAUUUAAAUUUCCCUGUGUGUGUGUGACAUCAGACCAUCACACACACACACACACACACGCACACGCACCCACACACGCACCCACACACACACACACACACGCACACACACAGUUAAACGUCCUCCCUGACACUGCUGUCCCUUGUUCUAUCCCUGAUGGCUUUUUCUUUCCAAUAUCUUACAAGGCUCCCUCUUCACAUGAAUGCACAGUGCCACACGGGAUAUAAAAACCCUAUUUUCUCUCUUCUCUCUUCCCUAUUUUCUCUCUUUUCCCAACACCACCACAGUUCACAGCCCAUUCGAAAAUGUUUGUUGCCAAUUUCUCACAAAAGGACCCAGGCUGCUUAUUUUUUCCCCCUUGCUCUUUCCUUUUUCACACACACACUCACGCACGCAUUCACACACAAACACUUAUUGCGAGCAUUCACACACAAACACAUUAUUGCACACACAUUUCACACUCACACUUUGUGCUACACACUUGUGCUGCACACUUGUGACGCAGAGACCAUAAUUGGUUCUUUUAAAGUGGAGGCAGCUGAAGGCUGCCACAAAGACUCCGCAAUGAACUGAACCGGUGGCUGAUGGCGGAAAAAAAAAAUCCAGACAGAAGGAUAUACAGUAUCGUCACUCACCGUGGUGGGAUGUUGUUUAUUAAUACCAUGAAAUUCAUGUGUUGUAUAUUUUACAAAGGUGUGAAAUUAAAAAAGAGCAAGAGAAUUGAAAAAGUGCUUCUUGUUCAGUAGCUGUUUCUGCACGAGUAACUCUGAGUUAAUGAGAGAAGAGCAUGUGGAAAGGUG
This is a messenger RNA of Engraulis encrasicolus (European anchovy), 1686 nucleotides long. It is a transcript of the gene hspb7, whose product is annotated as heat shock protein family, member 7 (cardiovascular). Gene Ontology annotation, cellular component: cytoplasm; nucleus. Gene Ontology annotation, biological process: heart development. The transcript is spliced from 3 exons. The record is from RefSeq and is a predicted model, not a curated record. The coding region runs from base 408 to 893 and encodes 161 amino acids. NCBI's taxonomy places the organism in Eukaryota, Metazoa, Chordata, Actinopteri, Clupeiformes, Engraulidae.